AUGAAGCUGUCGAGGCGAAACCAGGUGAAGGACAGGACGACCACCACCUCCACCAGCAGCAGCAGCAUCAGCACCGCGGCCGCCAAUAGUUCAAGCAUGAUGCAACCGUCGCAGGCGUUCCUCACCUUCGAACAGAGAAUCUGUCACGAGAGUUUUGUCCGAGGUCGCACGUGCGCAUCGUUCUUAUGUGUUCGCAUUGGUCGUUGUUCGGUCACCAGUGGAGGUUCGGCGAAAGUCGUGACGGAAGAACAGUAG
Molecule: messenger RNA, 255 nt
Organism: Soboliphyme baturini
Lineage: Eukaryota; Metazoa; Nematoda; Enoplea; Dioctophymatida; Soboliphymatidae
Source: the annotation of a GenBank genome assembly